This is a messenger RNA of Priapulus caudatus, 1298 nucleotides long. RefSeq names its product trans-L-3-hydroxyproline dehydratase-like. The record is from RefSeq and is a predicted model, not a curated record. The transcript is spliced from 5 exons. The coding region runs from base 14 to 1075 and encodes 353 amino acids. Lineage: Eukaryota; Metazoa; Priapulida; Priapulimorpha; Priapulimorphida; Priapulidae. Gene Ontology annotation, molecular function: hydro-lyase activity.
UACAAUAUUCAAAAUGGCCGCGCCAACAAGCUACGACUCGGCUUCCUCUCCGUCCAGGCUCUCCGCGGACGUCGUGAUUCAUACUACGGAGAUGCACACCGGCGGAGAGCCGCUGCGCAUCAUCGAUAGCGGCUACCCGACCCUAGUCGGUGACACCAUCCUCGAGAAGCGUAGAUACGCCCGCCAGAAUCACGAUCAGUUUCGUACCUUCCUUAUGCACGAACCCAGAGGACAUUACGACAUGUACGGCGCCAUCUUGGUCGAGCCAGACGCACCUGAAGCGCACAUGGCGGCUUUAUUUACGCACAACGAGGGCUACAGUACGAUGUGCGGGCAUGCCGUUAUCGCAUUGGGCAGAUAUGCAGUUGAUAGAGAAAUCGUGAAGCCAUCGAUUCCAGAAGCACAGGUCAACAUUCAGUGUCCGUGCGGUGUGGUGCGGGCUUACGUCUCGUGUGAUAAGAAUGGUAAAACCGGGGCCGUACGAUUUCACAGUGUUCCCGCCUUUCUUUUUGCAGAAGAUAUGGAAGUGGAUGUCGAAGGACUCGGCAAACUCCGUGUCGACAUCAGCUACGGCGGUGCCUUUUAUGCGUUUCUAGAUGCUGCUAAGAUUGGAUUGGAUGUAAGAACAUCGAGCACUCGGGAUAUUGUUGCUGCCGGGGCCAAGAUAACAGAUGCUGUUAAAACACAGAUAAAGCUUCAUCAUCCAGACAGUGACGACUUAGCAUUCCUAUACGGAACCAUCUUAACAGAUGGAAAUGACCAGUUCACUGAUGAACCUACGGCCAAUGUCUGCGUGUUUGCAGACAGUCAGGUUGAUCGAUGUCCAACUGGCUCGGGGGUGACAGCUCGAAUUGCUCUGCAAUACAAGAAAGGCUUAUUGCAGUUGGGACAACGUCGCGUAUUUCAGUCAGGCAUCACUAAAUCUACGUUCACUGGAAAGGUCAUUGCAGAAGCAAAGGCAGGUGAGGUCGACGCAGUGGUGGUGGAAGUAUGUGGAAGGGCGCACUACUGUGGCUCCAACGUCUUUACUUUCGAGGAAGACGAUAAUAUGAAAACGGGAUUCCUGCUACGUUAAGGAAAAUCUCAUCUGCCUUAAAUGAUACGCAAUGUCAUGAGAGCUGGAUUAUGAAAAAACACUGCAAAUAUUUCUCAUAGUUUACUUGUGCGGUUGUUUGCCUGCCGCAACAACGCCAACCGCUGGUUUUAACCUACCGCAAACAAAGUAUGUUAUGUUGCUUGAAAAAAACAUUGGGAUACUGAAUAAAUUAACAUGAAUUAAAAACACACAAAAACAAUAA